Lichtheimia ornata is the source of this 831-nucleotide messenger RNA. RefSeq lists its product as uncharacterized. Gene Ontology annotation, molecular function: DNA-binding transcription factor activity, RNA polymerase II-specific; RNA polymerase II cis-regulatory region sequence-specific DNA binding. The coding region runs from base 1 to 831 and encodes 276 amino acids. Gene Ontology annotation, biological process: DNA-templated transcription; regulation of transcription by RNA polymerase II. Lineage: Eukaryota; Fungi; Mucoromycota; Mucoromycetes; Mucorales; Lichtheimiaceae. The record is from RefSeq and is a predicted model, not a curated record. The transcript has a single exon.
AUGACAACGAAACAAGAAACAACAUUCCCAUUCAACGCUACCAUCACAGGGAACGAUGCCCUGUUCAAUGAUUAUUCUCUCAUGACACAUCCUCUUUUGCAAUCAUCAACAUCAACUCCGCAAGACUUGUCUCAGCUGUUGCAGCUGGAUUCCAACCAACCAUUUGUCAUUGAUGAUUGGCUUGCCACAGAGCUCCACCAAUCAGGUUUGUUGCCACCCACUUCUUCCGGUAGCAGUACCUCGAGCGGUGCAUCAAGCCCUGAGCUACCCAAUUCACCACCAUUGACUGCAAGUCCCCCAUCAUCAAAGGAAUCCACAAGUCCAAGCAGCGUUUAUCAUCUUCAACAACAGCAACAACAACCUUGUGUGCCAUUGUUCCCUGAAAUCGCUCCAAAGCAACAACAACAACGUCGUCUGGUGCCUAUCAUGCCAAAGACCGAAAUGAUUGCUGCUGCUGCUGCUGCCAUGUCAAGUGGCCAUGAUUCUUCUAUGGGAGCUUCCACACCUGUUUUGUCGGUGCCAAGCCAUGGCAACAACAAACGCAAAGCCAGCUGUGACAAGGAUCGUGAAGACAUUGUGCUCAAGCGUCAACGUAACACCGAUGCUGCACGUCGAUCUCGUCUUAAAAAGUUGCUCAAGAUGGAAGCAUUGGAGAAACGUGUGAACGAGUUGGAGGGCGAAAAUACCCGGCUGACCACGCGCGUUGCUGUGCUCGAGUCAGAAAAGUCGGGCCUUGAGAACAAGGAUAAGGACCUUCAGGAACGUAUUCGUGUUCUCGAGGAACAACUCGCUGAAGCCCACAAGGCUUUGACGUCAAAGUGCACGCAUUAA